Marasmius oreades (fairy-ring Marasmius) is the source of this 1062-nucleotide messenger RNA. RefSeq lists its product as uncharacterized. Gene Ontology annotation, biological process: apoptotic DNA fragmentation. The record is from RefSeq and is a predicted model, not a curated record. The transcript has 8 exons. Gene Ontology annotation, molecular function: nucleic acid binding; RNA endonuclease activity; single-stranded DNA endonuclease activity. Lineage: Eukaryota; Fungi; Basidiomycota; Agaricomycetes; Agaricales; Marasmiaceae. Bases 1 to 1062 code for a protein of 353 amino acids. Gene Ontology annotation, cellular component: nucleus; mitochondrial inner membrane.
AUGUCCUCACCGGCCCUUCAGGCAGCAAUUUUCGCUGCAGGAGCCGUUGUCGGUGGAGGAAUAACCGCCUUGAUAGCAAGCAAGAGACAAAGACCAGCGGACGUUCCCGGGACUCUUCCAUCUUCCACUCCCGCAUUGUCGACAGUUCCACCUCCACUUCUUGAAUUAGGAUCUCGUGGAAAUGCACAAAUUACAAGUGCAGCAUCGAUUGCCCCAUUGGCUGCUACAGUUUUGAAGUAUGGUAAUCCUGGACCUAUUGCGGACCUUAUCGUGCGGAAAGCAUAUGUCGCAGCUUACGACCGUAGACUUCGUCAUCCAGCUUGGACUGCCGAACACUUAACGCUCGCGUCUCUGGGCAAGUCGGCCUUGUUGCCACCAUCCCCGACCGAAGAAGCAGGGGACCGAAACAAGUCCUCAUUUGUAGAGGACCAAUCAAUACCUGUUCCAUUCCAAGCAAAAUUGCAGGACUACUUUAGAAGUGGUUAUGAUCGCGGUCAUAUGGUACCUGCAGCCGACGCAAAAUUCUCCCAGGACGCCAUGAAUGAAACGUUCCUACUCUCAAACAUUGCUCCUCAAGUUGGCGAGGGUUUCAACCGCCACUAUUGGGCUUACCUUGAGGAGUGGUGUCGUCGUCUCACAUCCAGCUUUGCGGAUGUGUAUGUCUUUACGGUCCCACUGUACCUUCCCCACCGUGAUCCGGAUGGGAAAUGGCGUGUUACUCAUGAAGUGAUUGGUUCACCGCCUAACGUAGCAGUUCCAACCCACUUCGCGAAAGUCAUUCUAACCUCAAAACCAUCGUCACCAUCAAGGCCUGAUAUCCUUGAACUCGCGACAGGCGCCUUCGUCCUUCCGAACGCUCCGAUUCCCGACGACACACCUCUAGAAAAGUUUGCUAUGCCUGUCGAUGCUGUCGAACGAGCUGCCGGUCUUACACUCUUCUCCGAGGCAGUCAAAUCGGCGUCAAAGCAUAUAUGUAAAUCCACCAGAUGUGAAGUUAUUGUGCGCCGAUUUGAUGAUGCCAAAAAACGACCGGAGAUGCGUCGAGCUAUAUCUGCCCCCUGA